Ilyonectria robusta is the source of this 1540-nucleotide messenger RNA. RefSeq lists its product as uncharacterized. The record is from RefSeq and is a predicted model, not a curated record. The transcript has a single exon. The coding region runs from base 41 to 1126 and encodes 361 amino acids. NCBI's taxonomy places the organism in Eukaryota, Fungi, Ascomycota, Sordariomycetes, Hypocreales, Nectriaceae.
CGUCCACAAACUCCUCUGUGCAUCGUUCUCCAGCUUCGACAUGUCGGCUCGCCCAUCCGAGACUCACUUCCGAGGCAUCUUCUUUCCCCAGGAUCGACCCAAGCCACAGGCCGUUUGGCUCGACUGUCCAUGGCAUGAUGACGAGGAUGACGGUAUCAAAUGGCAGGAUCCAGAUAUGGAGCUGUUCCUUGGCCCUGAUUCUUGGCCCGAGAGCGUUCCAAUACAGACGGACGCUGUCCUGCAAAGAAUCCUUCCAGAUACCAUCAACAUUUGCUAUCGCGACGGCUUCCUGGUUGAUGGUUCAAUGCCAAACAGAAGCGCUGCAGCUGUUCUUACGACGUUGCCAGGCCAGUCUCAUGAUUGGCGGGGUCCCAUCAUCGUUGUCGGAAAGAAAGGGCAGGGCAUCGACCCUCUCCAAUGUCGAGACCUCGAUAUGAACGACUUCCGGUAUAUUGCUGACUACCUGAUCUCAUAUGGUCGCUGGUCGCUGGAUAUUCCUGACUCGGGAAUGAGCUCUACUGAGAAGGUUGUUAAGGGGAUCAGAAUCAACUGCCUCGGUGAUCGCCAGGUCCUCGGCAAACCACACUUUGAGCCGGUAGAUGUCCCCUCCACAGACUCCGUCUUCAAUGACUUCUGGCAUGACACCUCCGACAUUGCAGACCGCAUUGGUCUUCCUCUUCUAACACGCCGUUGUCCCGUCAGUCUACGAUGGGCAAGAGAGAAGAGGUUGCCUGAUUUCGGCAACCAGAGCCCGUGCAACAACCAAGAUGCCACAUUCCUGCACUUGUGCUGCGAUUCCAAGGCGGACAGCUACCCAUCAGGUCCUGGUUGGUCCUGGGCAGGCUGGCAGUGGCAAAACAACGUAGGGAGUGUCAUUGUCGUGCGCCGUGAUAAGAAGCCGUUGGCGCCGAUGCAUGUCGAAGCCCUCUGCACGUACUGUCGCCACGAUGUCCGGCCGCUCAUGGGUCACACAAUGGGGGAAUAUGAUCCAGAUGAGCCCUUGACCAGAGACCUUGUGCUGAAAAUGAUCUGCCGACCGACAUUUUCGAUCUGUUGGUACAAGCUUCGGGACAGGAAGCAAACGGAGGGGGAUGAUGUUUCUGCACCGUUCCCUUACUCUGUCUGAUUUAUCGGCGGCUAGUCACAUGAGCUAUCGGCGCCUAAAACCAUUGACAGGUCGUCCAAGUUGGUGAUUUUUGCUGUCUUUGAUACAUGACUUUGAAAAAGAGGAAAUAUGACCAAGUCCGAACUGUAUUGCCGUUGCCGCAUUGAAACGUGACGAUGCCCUGCCAAUGAGCCUCCCAAUUCCGCUGCGGCAAUGAGGAAUAUCACAUCGAGCGUAGAGUAUUUUGAGACUGCCGUGAACGCAUCUGAGCUGGUAGAGGGAUAUGUGAUUGCUGCACGAGCGAGACUCGUGGUCCGUUCCUCCUUGGACACUUUCGAUACGUACUUUCUAGACCGCUAAGAAGCAGUCUCACCAAACCCUCGGUGCACCAGGGAAUAGACAUGGCACCGUCAAGAACGGCAAUUUUAAGUUGAU